CCAUCUAGUAUGCUGCUGUUGGUUCCUCACGCUGAAGGCCACCAAGAACAUGGAACUCCGUCUAGAAGACUAUACAUUAAAGAAGAUUUAACCACUUUAGUCACGUGUAAAGCAAUUGGGUCAUUCCCAGCAACUGAAUUAGAAUGGUAUUUUCCUAAUGGCAACAUUAGUAUUCUUAACAUCACAAAGACUCGUAGUGUUGUCUCAGAUGAUAAUUUGGUUGACACUGAGAGAACCAUCACAGUACUACCAAGGAAGGAGGACCACGGACAGAACAUUCAAUGCAACGCAUAUAUGGAUGGCAAGUUUGUUGAUCAAGCAGUAGCCAGAUUGAUGGUGUACGCUAUUCCGGAUUAUGUUAAACUGACGGUCCCAGAGGAUCUCCAAGCCAGUCAAAGAACUAAAGUUACAUGCAUAGCUUUCAAUGGUUACCCUGCUCCUCUCAUCCACUGGUACAUCGGGUCAAAAAAUGUCACGGCCAAUUCAACCCUGAAGACAUCUAUCAACAGCACUUAUCGAUAUGAUGCUGAAAGCACUCUGAUCUUCAUACCAAAUAAUUUUGACCAAGGGAAACGUCUUCUUUGUCAGUCUGUUCAGCCUACAAUACCCUUGGAACUCGCAAUGAAUGCAAGCAUGGUGCUGAACAUAUCAUGCACGUGGGAUGAAUGUAUCUACCUUUCUGCAGAACUCGGAUAUUCUCCCGGUUGUUGGCGAUAAUAUAACUCUUGUUUGCGCCUUUACGUCCCCGUCCAAACAUCAUGUUCUAUCAUGGCUUCGUGUGGAAAACAGAAACGCGGUCAUAGCAAAGGAUAAAGGUGACGGGACAGAACCUACAUACGAGAAAAACAUUUCAGAUGCUUCGAAGUACAGUUUGAUGUCUGAUUCUUCCAGCGGAAACCUGACAAUAAGUUAUCUAGGGGUAGAUGACAGCGGCAGGUAUCGCUGCUUGGUUGCCACCAGGGCUGAUGCAUUUCAGAGUUCAUUUGAACUAAAGGUACUGUCACAAGUCACACCUAGUUCGGUAGUGAUUACAGACAACCGCUUUGACUACACUGAUGGAGAAUCAGUAACCCUUACACUUGGCCAAACCCACAACCUAACAUGUACAGUCCAAGGUACUAGACCACCUCCAGAACUCAAAUGGAAAAAUCCUGAAGGAG
This is a messenger RNA of Lytechinus variegatus (green sea urchin), 1160 nucleotides long. RefSeq lists its product as uncharacterized. The record is from RefSeq and is a predicted model, not a curated record. The transcript is spliced from 4 exons. Gene Ontology annotation, molecular function: cell adhesion molecule binding. Gene Ontology annotation, cellular component: cell-cell junction. Lineage: Eukaryota; Metazoa; Echinodermata; Echinoidea; Temnopleuroida; Toxopneustidae. The coding region runs from base 10 to 717 and encodes 235 amino acids. Gene Ontology annotation, biological process: cell-cell adhesion.